AUGUUGAGUGAAAUUGUACGAUGGAUUCAUUGGGAUCCUUGUUUCGCAUCUGGCUGUAUCUCGGCAGUAUAUCACAGGAAUUUAUUUCUACUUUUUCGAUUUGGAAAAAUGGCAGAUUUUCAAAAUAAUGGAGUUAAUCGUAAUGACAGAACCACUCUAGUCCGAACAAUUAUAAACUAUGGUGACGUUGAUCGAGACAGAUAUACGGCUGAUCCAUAUGCUUCAUAUGGAACUGCAGCAGCUAGUGACUUGAUUAGGGGUAAUGGCCAGGUGGUUAAUACACGCAGUUUAGAAGAAACAAAUCAGUAUCUUCUAAGAUCAACUGAUAUUUAUAAGGAUCCUAAUCCACAAAUUCUUCGACGACCAGCAAAUGAAGGUCCAAUAACAUGUGAACAACGAGUUCAUGUUCGAUAUCUUCAACCACCACCUGUUUCAGAGCCAGGACCAAUCAUUAUUAGAGAAGUGCGUCCACCACAACCACCACCACCUCCAUCACUUGUCAUACGCGAACAUCCACCACGUCCUCGUUCACCACCUCCACUUAUCCUACGUGAACGACCACCAACAGCACCACCACGUAUUCCCAGUGAAACAAGUGUUCGUUAUUUACCUGAAAUACCUGUUCCACCAAGAUCAGUUGUUAUCGAACGUCUUCCACAACCUCCACAAAAACCACGCGAUAUUAUAAUUGAACGAUGGCUUCCCUAUGCAUCUCAAUCUCAACGUCGUACAGUUUUUGAACGUGCUCCUCCUCCGAUAAUAUAUCCAGAACCGCGUAAUACGGUUGUUAUUUAUGAUGCUGCUAAACCACACGUAGUCCGAAAAUUUCAGAACCUUGGUGUUAGCCCAGAAAAUCCUGCCGAUUAUGUAGCUCGUUAUGGGGGGUCACUUUUAGAUCCAGCGACACUUGUUCAAAUGGCUCGCGAUGCUGGUGUUCAUGAAGAUAUAUCACCUCCGGUUCAAGGGAUUCGCUAUCCUGGUUAUUAUGAAGAAACACCGUUUCCGGAAUACUCAUCGCCAACGCGUACAACUAUACACAGAACUAUUAUUGAUGUUAAUCCGCCAAAUUAA
Molecule: messenger RNA, 1071 nt
Organism: Rotaria sordida
Lineage: Eukaryota; Metazoa; Rotifera; Eurotatoria; Philodinida; Philodinidae
Source: the annotation of a GenBank genome assembly